AAUUUUUCCGCUCGAGGGCCACGUAGUGGAUAUUUGUUUCCUUUCUCUUGUAUGUAACGACAAGAAAUCGCGCACCGUGCAAAAACUUCAUAACCCUAACUUUCAGGCUCUACCUUUCCGAUUCUUGCGUUUGGGGUCAAAAUGGCGGAUUCUCCUGGAAAAAGGAAUUCACAGUCACUUUCCCCUUGGAGAGAACAGUCAAGGUCUAGGUCAGGAUCACGUUCCAGGUUAAGAUCUAGAUCAUUGUCCCGGCUGAGGCAUAGAUCCCGGUCCCGAAGUCAUGGCAGAUCAAGGUCUAGAAGCCGUGGCAGGAGUGAUGCUGUGAAUCCAGGAAACACAUUAUAUGUGACUGGUCUGUCUACAAGAGUCACAGAAAGGGACCUAGAAGAGCAUUUCUCUAAAGAGGGAAAGGUUGUAUCGUGUUUUCUUGUUGUGGAGCCCCGUACACGCAUUUCUCGUGGUUUUGCUUUUGUAACAAUGGACAGUGUUGAGGAUGCAAACCGCUGUGUUAAGUAUCUCAAUCAAUCAGUUCUAGAGGGCAGAUAUAUAACAGUGGAGAAGUCACGGAGGAAACGAGGAAGAACUCCAACACCAGGACACUAUCUUGGGCUGAAAAGUAGUGGGGACUAUGGCCAUCAUGGAGAUCGUGGUAGGAAUCGUGGCUAUGAUGAUUAUCGUAGGUCUCCUAAGCGCUCUCAUUAUCGUGGGGGUCGUGAUUAUUCUCCCAGGCACUCUCCUCCCUAUGGUGGAAGGUCAAGGAGGGAAAGGUCCAGAUCACCCUACUCUCCUUAUCGUGGCUAUAGGUGAGGCCAUAUGGUCUAUUAUUCUAUAUAGGGAAAUCAGGGAGGUGUGUUGUUAGUAUGCUUUAGGGCUUGAACAGAUGAUUUUGUUGUUUGUAAGCCUGAAAUGACUAAUUGUUUGCGUUUCUUAAGGAUAUGUGGACUGUAGUUGUGUUUGAGUGUUGCAUUUCUCAAGGAUAUGUGGACAUAAUUUUGAGGUUUUUUCUUGAGCGCUUA
Molecule: messenger RNA, 1016 nt
Organism: Hevea brasiliensis (rubber tree)
Lineage: Eukaryota; Viridiplantae; Streptophyta; Magnoliopsida; Malpighiales; Euphorbiaceae
Product: serine/arginine-rich splicing factor SR45a
Exons: 8
Coding region: 142-807 (221 amino acids)
Biological process (GO): positive regulation of mRNA splicing, via spliceosome
Cellular component (GO): spliceosomal complex
Molecular function (GO): RNA binding
Source: RefSeq, a predicted model, not a curated record